UGAGUGUAGAUCCUACAGAACUGCGGGGUAUUGGCAUCCAGCUGACCCGGUUGGAGGGCGAAAAGUCUGUGAGACCAUCAGCUAAUGCUUUAGAUAAAUUUCUAAGGCCAAAAGCCGAUUUAACAGUGGAUGUCAAGAAGGAAAGACAGAUGCCAGUAGCAGACAGUCGAGGCAAGGAGGAAAAUGUUUCAAAUUCAUCAGCGUUAGAUCAGUUUUUUACUGCAAGAAAACAUGUCCCUAAUCGAACCAGAGUGAAACUACAGAAUCCUAUAAAGCCUGCAGAAAUAGACAAAGGCGUGUUAGAAGCACUGCCAGAAGACAUACGACAAGAAAUAAUGCAAGAGUAUGGCAUGGAAGUGGAAGUAUUGAAUGAAGAUAACAAAAAAGAGCCAACCAAACCUGUACAAUACGAUUGUGGUGUUAACAUUUCUCAGAUUGAUCUGGACGUGCUUGAAGAGCUACCUUUGGAGAUAAAGAAAGAAAUACAAUCAACAAUGAAUACAAACAAAAGAAGUACAAAGAAGAAAAUGGAAAAUGAUUUGGCAGCGAUUAGUGUGGACACUGGACCGAAGCUGGAUGAGAACCUGCCUCCGAGUGAGGUCAGGGCUCUGAUCAAGGCCUGGACCACUUCCGAGGACAGUCCUCAGGCCUGCGAUGUGAACAUGUUGACUGACUACAUGCAGGGACUGGUGAACACUAGACGACUCGACAGUUUGGAUAUCUGUAUCAGCUGUUUACACAGGUCACUCAUUUUCAGCAUAGUUCUGCAUACUAUGAGAUUUAUGCAGAAGUUUGUUCUGUAA
Molecule: messenger RNA, 803 nt
Organism: Homalodisca vitripennis (glassy-winged sharpshooter)
Lineage: Eukaryota; Metazoa; Arthropoda; Insecta; Hemiptera; Cicadellidae
Product: DNA repair protein REV1-like
Exons: 3
Coding region: 150-803 (217 amino acids)
Source: RefSeq, a predicted model, not a curated record